Molecule: messenger RNA, 2039 nt
Organism: Lentinula edodes (shiitake mushroom)
Lineage: Eukaryota; Fungi; Basidiomycota; Agaricomycetes; Agaricales; Omphalotaceae
Exons: 4
Coding region: 321-1970 (549 amino acids)
Source: RefSeq, a predicted model, not a curated record
UCUUCGGAAAAGCCAGUCUACGCCGUUCUCUGCUACGAUUCGCAAAGCUUCUGGCUCAAGUAGACUCAAGAAUGUGCAUACUAGUUCUUCAACCAACCUUCGUUCCACGGAAUCUUCCAAUACGAAAGAUUCUGGUCUCUUCGAAUCCUCGGGAUUCUUUCAUCUCCAAGCAGGCACAUCAUCAUCAAAAUCAACCUAUGGAAGGCAUGAUGCAACUGGUGCACCUUCGACAGUAUCUGCCAUUAGGUCUGCAUCUGCUCCUUCGGGCGCUCGUAUUUCUCGUACGGAUAACGCCACGUACGUGAACAUCGUACUCUUUUAUGACCCUGGCACAAAGAUUAAAUGAGUUGGCUGUGGCGAACGACGAAGGCCUACUGAACGACGACGAAUAUCGGAUUUUGCGGCAGAACCUCUUCGAAAGAUUUGCUGGAAACGCCACCGUUCCGACAGAAGAAUCCAUUGUCCCGGCUUCUGUGACUCCUUUGCGACGCCCUCCAAAAGGUAACCCGACCAUUUCAGAAAAUCGCACCUCCUUCUCAUCUUCCCGCCUUUCUUCGAACUUCAAUGUCGACAUUUUACCGAAUACUACCCUAUCUACACGUUCGCCAUCUGUCCGCUCCGUCAAAUCAGGAGUUGCCAGUCUCUUGCACCGAGCAACCAACCGCGGCUCAAAUCGAGAUAAAAGCGAUACAUCGAGCAUCUAUUCCAUCACCUCAACAGCCUCAAAUGCUUUCUCAUCACCUCAUAAUCACCCUCAUACGCGUAUGAGUAGCCACGCCGGCAGCGCACGAAGUUUACGGAAGAAGACGAGUAGUUCGAGUAUCGGGACCGAGGCUUCGAUAUCGAAGAAGGGUCAAGCUCAAGGCGAUACAGCAUCCCUCUCGUCACGAACUUCCAGAAAAAGAGCAGGUCUCGGUUUCGGGCAACAUCCAGAACGCUCACCUUCAGACGGAAAUUACAGUCCCCAAACGCCAUCGAGGUCUGCAACGUCUAGUCUACGCAGAUUGGCAGUGCCUCCUUCAUCUUUCAGCCCCAAAGGGAUACAUAAUUCGAAUCUAGAGCCUCCUAGAGAGAAGGGUAGAACUCAGGAUAUCUUCGAUGACGCUAAUUUGGUGACAAGUACGGAUAUCAAACGGGAAAUUGCAGCCGUUGAGGCGGAAGGUAGGAGGUUGGUGGAUGCUUUCAAUGGGUUAGAAGUAACAACGUUGGCAAAGCGGCAGAGGAGACAUAUGGGGCAUCAUCGUGUUGAGAGUCGGCAUACCACGAUUGUUGGACUACCUGGUGAUGGACCCCUGUCAAUAGAAAUAGGAACAGAAGAGGACAGUGGUGGUAAAGGAUCUUCUGGAGUCGGCGUUGGUUCUACUUGGACCCUCAUACCCGACAACAAAUUGCACUUCCGUGCUACACCUACGCAAACACCUACGUCCGCAUACCUCGACACAGAUGUCACCUCUAUUCGUUCCGGAACAUCUGCACACACCUCCCAUACAGGUCGCUCCAUACCUCGUUCAAUUCAUCGUGACGCUUCGCGGACGUUGCCAUCGAAACCCUCCUCAGGUUUAGCUUCGGGAUCCGGAGCAGGAUCACUACAUCGGAAAAAUUCGUCCUCCAGUCUGGGCUCGUCUAUCGCCGCUGGAAAGAAACGUGGCGGUGGUCUAUCGCCAGUACCACCCUUACCUAUAAGUGUUCCUCCACUUCCCUCAGGCCUCUCGGGCCUCUCCAAUCUAGCUCUUGCCAGUGGUUCAAGUCUGAACCUGGCCCGAAGCACAAGUCAUUUACCUAUGUCUAGUGUCCCUGAAGACGAAGAUAUCGAUCCCCUAGGGUUAAAUGGCAGGGAAGAGAUGGACGAAGAGAUCAGAGAGAUUCAGAAGAAGAAGGAUGAUGUUUCGAAGAGGUAUGCGGAGCGGUUGGAGUAUCUGCGGGCAAAGUUGAAGGGGGCACAGUUGCACGAGAAGUUGAUGAAGAAGUAGUGAGUACAUAUACAUAUAGAACGUUUAUUUGCCCAUGGUGGGCAUACAUUGAUUAUACAGAUAUCAGCU